Messenger RNA from Nicotiana tabacum (common tobacco), 660 nucleotides. The record is from RefSeq and is a predicted model, not a curated record. NCBI's taxonomy places the organism in Eukaryota, Viridiplantae, Streptophyta, Magnoliopsida, Solanales, Solanaceae.
AUGCUAAAUGAAUCGACUAUCCUUCAGUCUGAAAAACCAAAGAAGAUAUUCAUGCCAAAUGGAGAUAUUUCAUAUGUGACUCAUACUGGUGCUAGCACUAUAUCAGAAGGAAACACAAUUACUAAUGUGUUUUAUGUUCCAUCAUUUAAGUUCAAUUUGUUAUCAGUGUCUAGACUGACAAAGGAAUUGCAAUGCUCAACAACUUUCUUUCCUGAUUUCUGUAUAUUUCAGGAACUCUUCAGUGGGAAGGUGAGGGUGAUUGGUAGAGAAGAUGAUGGACUCUACAUACUAGAAAGACAAGCUAUUGGAACAUCUUUAGCAGUAGCAACUGGAAUAAAAGAUGAUGAUCAGACCAACUCAACUACAACAAAUGAUAUCGAUCUAUGGCACAGGAGGUUUGCUCAUGCUUCAACUACAAUCCUUAAAAAGUUGCUUCAUAGUAGAACAGAUCUUAUAGUUGAUAUUGUAAAACAGUGUGUAGUUUGUCCUUGUGUUAAGCAGACAAGAUUACCAUUUUCUAUUAGCGGUAUUAAAACCGCAUUCAUUUCCACCUCUUCAAGUGUUACUGAGCCUACAACUUAUUCAGAAGCAACCAAAGAUCCUAGAUGGAUAGAAGCAAUAAAAGCAGAAAUUGAUGCUUUACAAAGUAAUCAUAUAUGA